This is a messenger RNA of Elephantulus edwardii (Cape elephant shrew), 1152 nucleotides long. It is a transcript of the gene CCNJ, whose product is annotated as cyclin J. Gene Ontology annotation, biological process: mitotic cell cycle phase transition; regulation of cyclin-dependent protein serine/threonine kinase activity. The record is from RefSeq and is a predicted model, not a curated record. NCBI's taxonomy places the organism in Eukaryota, Metazoa, Chordata, Mammalia, Macroscelidea, Macroscelididae. Bases 1 to 1152 code for a protein of 383 amino acids. The transcript is spliced from 5 exons. Gene Ontology annotation, molecular function: cyclin-dependent protein serine/threonine kinase regulator activity. Gene Ontology annotation, cellular component: nucleus; cytoplasm; cyclin-dependent protein kinase holoenzyme complex.
AUGGAGCUGGAGACGCAGUGGUGGCGAGGACAGCUGGCCGCCGACAUCCAUCAGAGUUUAUAUUACUCAGAACUGAAGUUACCAUCCUAUAAAGGCCAGUCGCCUCAACUAAGUCUCAGACGCUAUUUUGCUGACCUGAUUGCCAUUGUGAGCAAUCGCUUCUCUCUCUGCCCUUCUGCCCGACAUCUUGCCGUAUAUUUACUAGACCUGUUUAUGGAUCGCUAUGACAUCUCUAUCCAACAGCUGCAUUUAGUUGCGCUCUCCUGCCUGCUUUUAGCAAGUAAAUUUGAAGAAAAAGAAGAUAGUGUGCCUAAGUUGGAGCAGCUCAAUAGCUUGAGUUGUAUGACCAAUAUGAAUCUAGUAUUAACAAAACAAAAUUUGCUACAUAUGGAACUCUUAUUACUGGAAACCUUUCAGUGGAACCUCUGCCUUCCAACAGCCGCCCAUUUCAUUGAAUAUUAUCUCUCUGAAGCAGUACAUGAAACAGAUCUCCAUGAUGGCUGGCCAAUGAUUUGUUUGGAAAAAACUAAACUCUACAUGGCCAAAUAUGCGGAUUACUUCCUCGAAGUAUCUUUGCAAGAUUAUGCCUUUCUAAAUUAUGCACCUUCUUUAGUAGCUGCUGCAUGUGUGGCUUCUUCAAGGAUUAUACUUCGUCUUUCUCCAACAUGGCCUACAAGACUACAUCGUCUGACUGCUUACUCCUGGGAUUUCCUAGUGCAGUGCAUUGAACGACUGUUGAUUGCUCAUGAUAACGAUGUGAAAGAAGCAGACAAACAGAGAGGGCAGGCAGGACCUCAGUCGGCACAACUCAGUGUGUUCCAGGCAACCUCCCAGCCCUCACGGCCAGUUCAUUUUCAACAACCCCAGUAUCUCCAUCAGACGCAUCAGACUUCACUGCAGUAUCGCCAUCCUGGAUCAGACCAACCAAGCUGUCAGCAGAUCGUAUCUACCACACACACCUCAUCUUACACUUUACAGACAUGUCCUGCUGGCUUCCAGACCAGUGUUCAGGGCCUUGGACACGUGCAGACUAGUGCUGGGAUGUCACUAGCAAUACCAGUAGAAGUUAAGCCCUGCCUGAGUGUCACUUAUAACCGGAGUUAUCAGAUAAAUGAACAUUAUCCUUGCAUUACUCCAUGCUUUGAAAGGUGA